Messenger RNA from Corylus avellana, 1719 nucleotides. RefSeq names its product cytochrome P450 CYP72A616. The record is from RefSeq and is a predicted model, not a curated record. NCBI's taxonomy places the organism in Eukaryota, Viridiplantae, Streptophyta, Magnoliopsida, Fagales, Betulaceae. Gene Ontology annotation, molecular function: heme binding; oxidoreductase activity, acting on paired donors, with incorporation or reduction of molecular oxygen; iron ion binding.
UCUAUAGUGCAUAAGUUUGAGUUUUGAGCUGUGAGUUAUCCCAUAACAUCUCAGAUUUGCAUACAGAGAACAUAAAUAUGUUAUACUUUCUAGCUUUCUCUUCAUCUUUUCUACUCCUCUAUGGUGUUGUGAGAGUUUCCUACACAAUUUGGUGGAAGCCCAAACUGCAAGAGAGACGCAUAAAAAGCCAAGGAAUAAGAGGCACUCCUUACAAGCUGCUGAUCGGGGACAUGAAAGAGUUUGUGAGGGCGAUACAAGAAGCAUGGUCCAAACCCAUUAGCUUAACUCACCAGAUCAUUCCACGAGUGAACCCAUUCACCACAAAAAUUGUGCAGAAAUAUGGGAAUAUAUCAAUGUUUUGGAUUGGGACAACACCAAAGCUGGUUAUCAAGGAUCCAAAGACGAUGAAAGAAAUCUUGUCAAACAAGCUAGGUCACUUCCAAAAGCCACCAUUGAACCCUCUUAUUCUUAUUUUGACAAAGGGAACGGCAACUUUAGAGGGUGAACAAUGGGACAAACGCAGAAGGAUAAUCAACCCCGCUUUCAACCUGGAGAAAUUGAAGGGGAUGAUACCAGCAUUCACAACUAGCUGUAGCAAGAUGGUUGAACGAUGGCAGAAGAUGGCUAAUCCUCAAGGACCUUGCGAAGUUGAUAUUUGGCCUGAACUUCAAAAACUUACUGCAGAUGUUAUUUCUCGAGCAGCAUUUGGAAGCAAUUAUGAAGAAGGGAAGCAUAUGUUUGAGCUUCAAAAAGAGCUGAUCACACUAGUCCUUGAAUCCAUGCAGACCACAUAUAUUCCUGGGUUUAGAUUUAUGCCAACUAAGAAGAACCUUAGGAGAAGGGCACUAGACAAAGAGAUCAAAUCAAUGCUGAGGAACUUGAUUCAAAGGAAAGUGAAUUCCAUGAGAAUUGGAGAAUCCAGGGUUGAUGACUUACUAGGCCUGCUCUUGCAAUAUAAUAAUCAAAGCAGUGCACCAGGAAAUGCAAGUGGCACAGAAGAUAAUGGCUUGUCAAUUGAAGAGAUCAUAGAGGAAUGCAAACAGUUCUACCUUGCUGGCCAAGAGACAACUUCAAGCUGGUUGGUAUGGACUAUGAUAGUCUUAGCUAUGCACCCAGACUGGCAAGAAAAGGCAAGGGAAGAAGUCUUACUAAUCUGUGCAAAGAAGGAACCCAAUUUUGAAGCUGUAGGGCACCUCAAGAUUGUCACCAUGAUACUUUAUGAAGUCCUGAGGUUAUACCCACCAGUGAUCGCUCAAUAUCAGCAUACUCACAAGGAAACCAAGAUAGGAGAUAUCUCCCUUCCAGCUGGUGUCGAUCUUGUACUACCUACACUGCUCAUCCAUCAUGAUCAUGAACUUUGGGGUGAUGAUGCAGAAGAAUUCAAACCAGAGAGAUUCUCUGAAGGAGUUUCAAAGGCUUCAAAGGAUCAGUUAGCAUUCUUUCCUUUUGGGUGGGGACCAAGGACCUGUAUUGGCCAAAAUUUUGCCAUGAUAGAAGCUAAGAUUGCUUUGGCAAUGAUUCUCCAAAAUUUCUCAUUCGACCUCUCUCCUUCCUACACUCAUGCCCCUUAUUCUGUUUUGACACUCCGACCACAACAUGGAGCUCAAAUCACAUUACACCAGCUUUAGUUGUAAGCUGGCCAGUGGCAUGAAAGACUGUAUAUUAAAAAAUAAUGUGAUUCUGCAUCACAAAUGAAUAAGUAGUUUUCUGUUCUAUUUC